CACACAGAGGUUCAGUUCCGCCCGUACCGCACGGACGACUUCAUCACCCGGCUGUACUACGAGACCCAGAGGCUGACUGUCCUCAACCAGACGUGGGUGCUGAAGGCUCGAGUCAACGACUCCGAACGCAACCCCAACCUCUCCUGCAAGCGCACCCUGUCCUUCCAGCUCAUCCUCAAAAGCAAAGUCAGCUCCCCCCUCGAAUGCUCCUUCCUCCUCCUCGAGGGUCCUUACGACGACGUCCAGAUCAACCCGGUCAUCUACCACUUCGUUUUCACCAACGAGAGCAACGAGACCGACUACGUCCCGCUGCCCAUCGUCGACUCGGUGGAGUGCAACAAACUGCUGGCGGCCAAAAACAUCAACCUGCGCCUCUUCCUCUUCCAGAGA
Messenger RNA from Meleagris gallopavo (turkey), 390 nucleotides. NCBI's taxonomy places the organism in Eukaryota, Metazoa, Chordata, Aves, Galliformes, Phasianidae. The record is from RefSeq and is a predicted model, not a curated record.